UUUAUUAAACACUGAAUCCCAAUGACAUCGGUUUCAGUAAAAUAGUUUUGUAUUAAAGUCAUACGUUAAAAAUGUUUUAAAUAUGAAUUGUCAUUCUGGUUACAUAAAACUUAGUGAAAACUAGUCGUGUUCCUUUUUCUAUUUUAUUAUAGUCCUGCCGUAAACAUUUUUCUUAAAUCAUGACGUCUCAGGAAACCGUUCAGUUUCUCAUUGACGCAGGUUUCCAGAAAGAAAAAGCCGAAAAGAGUGUUUCAAUGACAGGAAAUCAAGGUGUUGAACCUGCAAUGGAGUGGUUAUUGGCACACAAUGAUGAUAAAAUGGAACCGUCAACUGCUCAAGAAGCAUCUACUGCCAACACUAAUUCAGAAACUAAUACCCCAUCUGCAACAGUAGCCAAAUGUGAAGACAGUAACAAAUUAUUUGCUGACACUACUGCACUAGAUUAUCAUGCCAUUAAGUCAGGUCAUAGUAAUUUCGCAGGAUCAACAGAAGAAAUUAAACCGUUAACUGAAGAUGAAAAAAAAGAACAAAUAAAAAAAUUGGUAGAACGUUUAAAGGAAAAGCGUAAGGAACGCGAAACUAAAGAAAAAGGAGAAGAACUAGAAAGAAAAAAAAUUAAAAUUGGCACUGGAAAAGAGAAGGCUGUUGCUGAAAAAAAGCUUGAAGAUGAAUACAUAAAACAAAUUAUGGAUAAAAAAAAACCUAAAAAACAAACAAAGGAUUAUACAGAGACAAAAUUACAGAUUCGUCUUACAAAUGGUCAAACAAUUGUUCAAACAUUUAAUGUUAAAGAAACUAUGGCUGCUGUAAGAGUUUAUAUUGAACUAAACCGUUCUGAUGGUGAUGCUCCUUUCUGUCUCAUUACAAGCUUUCCAAGAAAAGUUUUUACAAGUGAUGAUUAUGAAAAACCACUUGAUCAAUUAGGUUUGGUACCAAGUGCUGUUUUAAUAAUGACUAAGCCACGACAAUAAAAUGAAAUUUGAUGAAAAUGAAAUUUAUUUUUUAUUAUAUGCGCAUUUACAGUUUACAUUACAAAAG
This is a messenger RNA of Acyrthosiphon pisum (pea aphid), 1038 nucleotides long. Its product is annotated as UBX domain-containing protein 1-like. The transcript has 7 exons. Gene Ontology annotation, biological process: negative regulation of proteasomal ubiquitin-dependent protein catabolic process; negative regulation of protein K48-linked deubiquitination; negative regulation of protein ubiquitination. Gene Ontology annotation, molecular function: K48-linked polyubiquitin modification-dependent protein binding. Bases 180 to 971 code for a protein of 263 amino acids. NCBI's taxonomy places the organism in Eukaryota, Metazoa, Arthropoda, Insecta, Hemiptera, Aphididae. Gene Ontology annotation, cellular component: nucleus; cytoplasm. The record is from RefSeq and is a predicted model, not a curated record.